Suillus subalutaceus is the source of this 2115-nucleotide messenger RNA. RefSeq lists its product as uncharacterized. The transcript has 4 exons. Gene Ontology annotation, molecular function: protein binding. The record is from RefSeq and is a predicted model, not a curated record. Bases 145 to 2115 code for a protein of 656 amino acids. Lineage: Eukaryota; Fungi; Basidiomycota; Agaricomycetes; Boletales; Suillaceae.
CGGCGUUGCAGCCUACCAUCGGUGUAAGUCUUCAACGUUAUCAACACGGAGUUAACAUAUAAGACGCGGAUUGGCACGAGCCUGCGAAUCAUUUGACAGGGCCAAAGUAAGCGUGCAUGUGGAGAUCAUCUUCCCCGUGCUUCUAUGUUAGAGGAGCGAGUUCAUAACCCGCCUUAUAAGGGCGCGACUUCCAAGAUCCGCCUCUUGCCUUCUUCCCACCCGCAUCACCCCUUUUGCCAGCGGCGCUCUCAGACUUUUUCUAGUCGCCCACCUCCCAUUCUCUUUAUUUCUCUGGUGUGUUUUGGUCUGGUUGCACUUCUCCUUCAAGCCCGUGGUCUGCAGGCAUUUCUGACCCUGAAGGUCUGUCGUUUUGAUCCCUUCCUCUUCUUCUCGUCUCGUCAUAUUACCCGCUGCCUGCUCGCACCCGGUCUGGCAGAGCCAGACCUUCCUACACACCUAACGAAAAACGAAUUAGAUCUGUCCUCCCAUCAUUCUCCACUUGCACCCUACCAAACUUGCAAAAACUGGAGCCCCUCCAUGAUGACGCUUUCCACUUCCCUAGAUGUUCCAAGAAGCAAGACCGCCCUCAUUGAACAUGCCCACCGUGACAUUGACAAAGAGAUCAUUGCAUUAGUCGAGUCCAUUCGCGUCCUUCGCUCUCACAAAAAUGCCCUCACCUAUACAUGUUUGCUUCCACCCGAGAUUCUCGCGGCUAUCUUCAUAUAUAUCGCAGAAGAGCAAAGUUAUUCGGGCACACCCUCCCGUUGUGGUGCUCCUCUUUUUCUGGCGGCCACACACGUCUGCCAACAUUGGCGCAAAGUCGCCCUCGAGUGUGCGACUCUUUGGACAUCAAUCAAUUGUGCCUCCGUUCAUUGGGUAGCCAUCAUGCUCGAGAGGUCAAAGAAAGCUGCAUUGGUCGUCACAUACAGUGCACCGGCCUCACUAGAACAAUGUUUCGAGCAAGUUCUUUCACAGUUAUCUCGAAUUAAAGUCCUCCAGCUGUGCUCAUUCUCAUCCGAUGCCAAUCGCAUUAUGGACUACUUAUCAUCCCAGCCCGCACCAUUGCUUCAAAUUUUCAAAUUUUCGGUUCAGGGGUUCCUUCACCCAAGGAUCGACGCCAUUUUUCAAGGAUGUGCGCCCCAACUUCGGAGCGUUGAGCUUAUGCAAUGCAACUUCAGCUGGACAUUGGGUAUUUUCAGCGGGCUUCGAACUCUAAACGUGAGACAAAUAGCACCUUCCUCUUCUCCUACGUUGUCACAGCUCCUGUCUGCUCUGAGACAUAUGUCUGGCUUGGAGCAGCUUAUGCUUGACCUGCUGCCCGCGUCUUCCGAGAACGACGAGGUCUGCGACAAAGUCUCACUCGCUCGCUUGAAAAGCAUGACACUGACUGGGUUCACCGCCAAAAUUGCUAUAUCUCUCUUCUCACAUCUACUCCUUCCUGUUGAUCUCAAUAUCGCUCUAACCCUCGCACAAAAUACAAGCAUGUUGACGAAGUCGUUCGGGUCCAUGCGCGUCGAACUUUGGUCUAAUAUACUCGGGGUUCAAUUCAGCACCUCAACGACGUUCGCAUCCAAGCACAUUUGGAACCCUCCUGACGGUGAUAUACGACUCUCGAUUCAAUUCAAAUGCGACGAUAGAGACUUUGACACCGCGUUCGACAUGUGUUAUAUGUUCCAGCAUUGCAAAAUUCAGAGCUUCUUCUUCGCAUCAUUCUCCCACGAUCCUCAAAAAACUCACUGGCGCACAGCAUCUGCAGAUCUUCCAGCACUCGAACGUAUCCAUGUGAGCGAGACCCCAGUUAGGGGCUUAAUCGCUGCACUCAAGACUAGAGACUUGGAGAGCUCAAAUAUUGCGUACCCUUUGCUCUGUGCUCUAGAGCUAGAGGAUAUCGACUUCAGUUGUGAUGAACCUGGGUACCUUCAGUGCAUCCUCAUGAUGCGAGCCAAAUGUGAUGUUGGUCUACACAAACUUCGGCUAGCGAAGUGCAGGAAUUUGGCUUACGAUCAGGUGCAGCUCCUUCAGGAAGUGGUUACAGACGUUGAUUGGGAUGGAUAUCGAACCGCCAUGGGGUACUGCAGUAGACAUCGACUCGCUAUGGGGUACUGCAAAUAUUGA